Cebus imitator (Panamanian white-faced capuchin) is the source of this 924-nucleotide messenger RNA. It is a transcript of the gene TMBIM6, whose product is annotated as transmembrane BAX inhibitor motif containing 6. NCBI's taxonomy places the organism in Eukaryota, Metazoa, Chordata, Mammalia, Primates, Cebidae. Gene Ontology annotation, molecular function: enzyme binding. The transcript has 9 exons. Gene Ontology annotation, cellular component: mitochondrial membrane. The record is from RefSeq and is a predicted model, not a curated record. Bases 156 to 815 code for a protein of 219 amino acids. Gene Ontology annotation, biological process: negative regulation of RNA splicing; negative regulation of apoptotic signaling pathway; negative regulation of endoribonuclease activity.
UUCAGAGCACGUCCUUCCGAAGUGAGGGAAAGCGAAACGCCACCCAACCGAUUGCUGUUCCGCUGCGGCCGGGUCCUCGGAUCGCGUCAGGCCUGGGUGAGCGGUCAGUAGCCGAGACUCGAGAGUGGAGGCUGUGUUGCCCAGACUCUGGAACCAUGAACAUAUUUGAUCGAAAGAUCAACUUUGAUGCGCUUUUAAAAUUUUCUCAUAUAACCCCCUCAACGCAGCAGCACCUGAAGAAGGUCUAUGCAAGUUUUGCUCUUUGUAUGUUUGUGGCGGCUGCGGGGGCCUACGUCCAUGUGAUCACUCAUUUCAUUCAGGCUGGCCUGCUGUCUGCUUUGGGCUCCCUGAUAUUGAUGAUUUGGCUGAUGGCAACACCUCAUAGCCAUGAAACUGAGCAGAAAAGACUGGGACUUCUUGCUGGAUUUGCUUUCCUUACAGGAGUUGGCCUGGGCCCUGCCCUGGAGUUUUGCAUUGCCAUCAACCCCAGCAUCCUUCCCACCGCUUUCAUGGGCACAGCAAUGAUCUUCACCUGCUUUACCCUGAGUGCAGUCUAUGCCAGGCGUCGUAGCUACCUCUUUCUGGGAGGUAAGUGUGAACUGGGAAACAUGGAAGCAAACCUGUAUGUGGGACUGGUGGUCAUGUGUGGCUUUGUCCUUUUUGAUACUCAACUCAUUAUUGAAAAGGCUGAAAAUGGAGAUCAAGAUUAUAUCUGGCACUGCAUUGAUCUCUUCUUAGAUUUUGUUACUCUCUUCAGAAAACUCAUGAUGAUCCUCGCCAUGAAUGAAAAGGAUAAGAAGAAAGAGAAGAAAUGAAGUGACCAUCCAGCCUUUCCGAAUUUGACUUACUCUCCUUCCACCCCUCAUUUCCUUUUUGCACACAUUACAGGUGGUGUGUUCUGUGAUAAUGAAAAGCAUCAGAAAA